UGUGGAGAGUAUGCAAAAACUACCAAAUAGAACGAUGGGUAUGAGCAUGGCAGGCAGUCAAACACAGUACUGUUAUGAGUGUUGUUCAACUGAAAACUGUAACAGAAAUUUGUGUGAUCAUACACAUCAAUCUUCUUGUGUUGAUGAUGAAUCAUUUGACUGUGCUCUAUUAAACUCUAUGCUUAGCCUCUGCAAGAAUAUUGUGAAAGCAAAGCGUAUCUGCCCGAAAUAUUGCGAUCUAUGCCAUGUGGUUGAUGGGAAUUGGUCUCCAUGGACGUCAUGGUCAGGGUGUGACGUCACAUGUGAAAAUGGAACCCGUUCGCGUGCCCGUACAUGCACAAAUCCAGCGCCACAAUAUGGUGGUCUUAAUUGUUCCGGAGAUAGUACUGAAUUCAAAUUGUGUCGUAAGCAACUCUGUCCUGGUAAGAGGAAAAAACACAAUUAAU
Molecule: messenger RNA, 446 nt
Organism: Mercenaria mercenaria
Lineage: Eukaryota; Metazoa; Mollusca; Bivalvia; Venerida; Veneridae
Product: thrombospondin-1-like
Exons: 3
Coding region: 11-445 (144 amino acids)
Source: RefSeq, a predicted model, not a curated record